UGAACUUGCUGUGAAGUUGCUGGAGGAAUAAAGUUUCAGCUCCGUCUGAGAAGAGUGGAUUUCUAAUUUUCAGCAGUGAACUUCUGUUUUUAACUUCAUCAMUUCACAACAGUCAGUGGAAUAAUUGAUUUUGUUCUGUAGUAAAGCAUCAUGCAUCACCRACAUGGGAUGAUUCGUCUCUUGUUCUGUGGCUGACAUUUUUUUUUCAUAAAUUCCGAAAACGCUGCUUGGAUGAAAUAAUCUUAAACUGAACUGACAAGGUCACCGUUUAUUUAGACUUUUGUCACAUCUGUAAACAAAGAGAUAACCAUGGGCUUGUGUUCAGUUAUCAACAAGGCUUUGCGCAGGAGCAAGUAUCUUGUGCUGCUCAUCAUCUCUCUAUCGGUGCUGGCGUGGWUAACAAUGUUUCCUGGUGAAACUGUAAAAUCUGCCCCCGGUGACUCUGACACAACAGGAACUUUUCCCAGAGCUGGUCUCCAUUCUUGGACGACAGCACCCACUCACCUGAAUACUGCAGCACAGAAAGCCCAGUGCCCCGAGGAGUCUCCAUUGCUCCAGGGAGUUGUUCCUCUAAACUUUGAAUCUUUGCUGAAAAUGAAGGAUGUGGAGAAUGAGAACAAGGAAAUGAACGAGGGCGAGUAUGAGCCCCCAGACUGCACAGCGAGGCAAAGCGUGGCCAUCCUCAUCCCUCAUCGCAACCGAGAGAGGCACCUCCUCUACCUCCUGCAUCACCUGCUCCCCUUCCUACAGAGGCAGCARCUGCACUACGCCAUUUACGUCAUCCACCAGGCUGGUGAAGCCAUUUUUAAUCGAGCAAAGUUGCUGAAUAUUGGGUAUCUGGAGGCACUGAAGGACUUCAGCUGGGACUGUUUCAUCUUCCACGAUGUAGACCUGGUUCCUGAAAAUGAUCACAAUUUAUACACCUGCGACAAGCAGCCCAAACACAUGGUGGUUGGCCGAAAUGUCACGGGAUACAAGCUGCGUUACAAAGGCUACUUUGGUGGAGUCACUGCUCUGACCAGAGACCAGUUUCUUCUAGUCAACGGAUUCUCAAACAACUACUGGGGUUGGGGUGGGGAAGAUGAUGACCUUCGCAUCAGGGUCGAGCUACAGAAAAUGAAGAUCCUGCGACCGCCUGCAGUCAUUGCACGCUACACCAUGGUGUUUCACAAACGGGACAGUGGCAAUCAGAUAAACAUAAACAGGAUGGCGUUAUUAGSAAAAACGUCACACGUGUGGAAGAAGGACGGACUCAGCAGCUGCUCUUAUAAGACUCUGUCAGUCAACAGGUUGCCUCUGUACGUGAACAUCACUGUGGAUCUUGGUAAACCACAGAGCUGAGAGUUAUGAAUAAUAAAAAACUCUCUUACUUUUAUAUUUGAUGAAGUCUAGGCCACUGAGUUCAAAAGAACUACUACAAGAAGUCAUAUCAAUGUAAAUGAACACUGGUACAAUGACUUUCCAGUUAUUUAAUACAUUUUUUGCAUAUCAAGCUACAUUUAUGACCUGAAAUUAUUAUUUACAGAAGAAAAUAAGAUGUAUUUGUUUCUGCAAAGAAUGUUUCAGUUGAAUGUCCCUCCAAGAAUUUUGCUAAAAGACACUGAACAAUU
Molecule: messenger RNA, 1610 nt
Organism: Austrofundulus limnaeus
Lineage: Eukaryota; Metazoa; Chordata; Actinopteri; Cyprinodontiformes; Rivulidae
Gene: b4galt4
Product: UDP-Gal:betaGlcNAc beta 1,4- galactosyltransferase, polypeptide 4
Exons: 7
Coding region: 310-1341 (343 amino acids)
Biological process (GO): carbohydrate metabolic process
Cellular component (GO): Golgi apparatus
Molecular function (GO): galactosyltransferase activity
Source: RefSeq, a predicted model, not a curated record